AUGGGCUGCGCUAUCUGUCUGGACGACUUCGAUCAGAAGGAUGGCGAGCCCAAGCGCGCAGCCACGCUGCCGUGCGGACAUAUUUUCCACCAUGAUUGUCUGCAGACAUGGUUCUACGGAUCCACGGCAGCCGCUACCCAUCGCCCGACUCAUCAGAAACGAUGCCCCCUCUGCACUCAGCCGGCAAACCCCGAGAACGUCGUGAAGCUCUAUCCUUCUGAUGGCGACGACCUCGACACGUAUCUCUCCGGACAGCAGCAGUGGGACUUGGUCGAUCCUCGAGGUGGCGCUGUCAACCUCACUCCGCACUUCAAGCGUCUGCUCGACGAUCUUAUCGACUUCAACAAAUCCCUGCAAGGGUACGUCAUGGGCCUCCACGGCUGCGACUUGGACAAGACGAGGAAGAACGGUCAUCGCGUUCAGAAGCUCGUCGUCGAUCUCACCAAAGACAGGGACGUCGACAUCACCAACGCGCUAACCACCUCCAUGGAGGCUCUCGAACGAGCUGCAGCCAACUUUGUCGCAAAGUCCAGCGAACUACAUCGUGAAUGCAAAAAGAACAGGAAGCUCCAGGAACAAGUUGUGGCUGAACAGCUUAGGGUGCACCAGGCGAUGGAGGAGGCAAAUCACGUUAGCCGCGCCGCUGCGGCAAAGUCAGCGGAGGCUGACGCAAUCAUGGCAGCAGCCAAGCAAUGCAUGUCGCAGGCUAAGGAGCUCGAAGCGAGCGUGACAGGUAAGAUCCUUGCCACGCAGGUCAGAGAGGACGAACUGAACAAGCGGGAACAGGAGCUCGAGGCUCGCGUGCGGCAGAGCGCACUCCAGACCACCAUCCGAAUUGCCAACAUUAACAUGACGACCGAUGCUGCGCUGAAACAGAUGCAGACAGAAGUGGGCGAGGCAGGGAGGAGGAGAGCCGAUGCGGAAAGAGAGAGGGCGGCAACCCACAAGAAAAAUUGCGAGCUAGCAGAGCAGCUCAAGAAGCUGCAGCAGCAACUCAAGGACAGGAAGAAAUCGACGGGCGCAGGACCGUCCACGGCGAUGGUAGGAGAGGGCGAGGGAGUUACGCGCAGGCUCAAGGCGCUAGAGGCGAUCAACAAGUCGAUGGAAGAGCAACUCAAGGCGGCAGGUAUCAGCACGCCGGAACAUCGUAUCUCUCGCAUCUCGAGGCGUCCGAACGCGGAGAUUAUCGAAGUACGUUCCAGCAGCCCGCUCGCGAAUGGCGUCGACUCCGCUCCUAUCACGCCAAUGGAUGGGUUCGAGCUGCUCUCGCAGGCUUCGGCGUCGGCAUCGACCGCAGCAGCGGCACGUGUGUCGCCGACUGCGCAUCGCAAGGGCAAGAAACGGGCACGCAACAGUCUGUCGGUCGAGCCUGAGAGACUCGACGAUGAGAUGGACGAGGGCAACUUCCCGAUGCCCGGGUUUGGGGUGCUGCCUGGCAUGGCUGCUUCAAAAGCGGUCAAGGGGCGUCCAUUGGAAGCCGAGCCUGAUGUUCUCUUCGAUUUUGCACCCCAAAGGAAGCGCGGGAAAGGCCCGCUCGCAUCGCGUAUUGCUCCUCAGGCUUCUGCAUCUUCGUCCUCCGAGCGUACGAGUUCAGCACGAAAUGUUGGGUCAAACGAGACUAACAACACCAACGACCAGAACAACAGCACGAAGCUGAAGAUAUUCGAGGCCGAUGGAUCGAUCAGCUCCUCCAGCGGCAAGUCUCACGCGCGGAUCAAACCCGAAUACGAUUGGCUGAACAAGAAGGCUCUCUCCUUGGGGCCUAAGCGUCGUCACAAAGCGUAA
Pseudozyma hubeiensis SY62 is the source of this 1785-nucleotide messenger RNA. Its product is annotated as zinc finger containing protein. Gene Ontology annotation, cellular component: nucleus. NCBI's taxonomy places the organism in Eukaryota, Fungi, Basidiomycota, Ustilaginomycetes, Ustilaginales, Ustilaginaceae. The coding region runs from base 1 to 1785 and encodes 594 amino acids. Gene Ontology annotation, molecular function: zinc ion binding; ubiquitin protein ligase activity. The record is from RefSeq and is a predicted model, not a curated record. The transcript has a single exon. Gene Ontology annotation, biological process: protein ubiquitination; interstrand cross-link repair.